AUGGAAACCUGUCGAACGAACGUGUCUGUGGAUUUGUUUGUCCGACGCCGUUGGCUCAAGCUGUUUGAUAUCCAGAGCAUCGGAACACCAGUGGCAGGGCUGGUUGAGCCUCUCUGGCAAGGUUUGUGCCCGACUCAACCCCAGGGCCCGCCGUCGCCGCCCCCCCCCUCCGGACGCGAUGCGCGCUCGCUCGUGCCCCGUUGCUCGCGGCCUCGCCGCUUGCUGGCUCGCCGCACGCGGGCUGGCGGCGGGGUCGCCUGGCGUGCUGCACGAGGCGCCGCCGCUGCCGUGCGGAUGGAGAGCGUCUUCGCAGUCCGUGGCCGAGGGGGAGAGCGGGUCACGCUGCGGCUCUCCCUGAAGCAGCAGGGCGUGGCGAGGCUCCAGGAGGCAGCCGAGCGCGUGUCCGAUCCCUUCAGCACGUCGUACGGCCAGCACCUGACGCGCGAGCAGGUGGAAGCGCUCGUGGCCCCGCUGCCCAGCGACGUGGCCGCGGUAGAGGGCUGGCUGCGCGGAGAGGGGCUGCUCUUCAGCCGCCCCGCCGUGGAGGUCUUCGAGGUGGCCCUCGCGGCGCGCGAUGCCGAGCGCCUGCUGCGCACGCGCCUGGGCGCCUUCGCGAACAGCGCCACUGGCCAGCGCGCCGUUCGCGCGGAGGACUUCAUGCUGCCUCCCGAGGUGGACGCCGCGGUGGCCGCGGUGUAUGGCCUGCACGGCCUCCCGCUGCCGCCGCGAGAGGCGGCGGCACCGCCGGGUCCCCCGGCGCAGGCAGCGAACGUCACGCCAGAGGUGCUCGCCACGCGCUACGGCAUCUCGGGCGUGACCCCGUCGGGCUCGGUCGGCAACCGCCAGGCGGUGGCCGAGUUCCAGGGCCAGCUCAUCGCCCAGAGGGACCUGGACAAGUUCUUCGCCGACUACGUGCCCAGUGCCGCCGCGCGGUCUUCGAAGAUCUACAGGUACGUGGGCAACAAGGGAACCGGGCCCAGCGGCGUCGAGUCUGCGCUCGACGUGGACUACAUCAUGGGCGUGGCGCCGGGGGUCCUCACUGAAUACUGGUACUGGGGGGGCAUGGACUUCUGCGCCGACCUCAAGAACUGGACUGGCACCAUCCUUGCGAGCGACAGCCCUCCGCUGGUGCACUCCGUGUCGUACGGGUGGCAGGGGAACCUUUCGCAGGUGGGCUGCAAGCCCGCCAACGUCCAGGACGUAGAUGUCAACCUGAUGAAGUUGGCGGCCCGCGGCAUAACCAUCCAGCGGCGACUCGGGCUCUGGCUACACCCCCAGAUGUGA
Molecule: messenger RNA, 1284 nt
Organism: Prorocentrum cordatum
Lineage: Eukaryota; Dinophyceae; Prorocentrales; Prorocentraceae
Source: the annotation of a GenBank genome assembly